Molecule: messenger RNA, 11351 nt
Organism: Paramuricea clavata
Lineage: Eukaryota; Metazoa; Cnidaria; Anthozoa; Malacalcyonacea; Plexauridae
Source: the annotation of a GenBank genome assembly
CAGCAAGUCUAGCAGUUUUGAUUAAUAGCGGUGGUUUGCAGGACGACUGGAAGUUUUUGAAAGUAAGAAUUUUAAGGAAACUAUAACUGCACAUUUCUUCGAGAAAAAGUCCAAGAAAACGGAAGAUACAGGCAUUAAGCUCCAGAUCUCUUUCAAUUUAGUUUGUGUUCCGGUUAAUCCAACACUGAAAAUCCAGUGGCAGUGCAAUCUUUGGAAAAUACUAAAAUCGUGAAGAAUGAGUGUAGAUCGUGGAGAAAUCUUGUCAGAAUAUCCAAUGUAUGAGGUUGAUCUUGACUCACCGGAAGAAGUUGAAGUGGACUACGGUUAUCACUCUAUAGGCAAGAAUAUUCUGGUAAACAAAAAUUCAGAUAAUAUGUUUACUGUAACUAUGUAUGGCAACUAGAUGAUAUUCCCAGUCUGAACCGCGCAGUUCAAUUUGGCGGUCUAUAUUGGAAUCGAUAUUCUAGGAAUCUAUCAGUAGCCAUAUAUAUUAAAAGAAUUAAGUUAAAAACUUUCGCACCACUUUAUGUUAUUUAGGAACCGAUCUUUGUCUUUGAGGUAAACAAAACUUAUAUUUUACUGUAACUAUAUAUGGCAACAAGGUUCGAUCCUAUUUUUUCAUCCUAGCCCUACGUCUGAGAAUUUAUAUGACAACAUGAAUUUGUCUAUAGAAAAAGUUGAAAAAUUCUUCAACCAUUCUAUAUUCAUAUAGGAACACAUUGAGGUAAACAAAACCGAAAUGUUUACUAUAACUCUGUAUAGGUGAUAAGGCAACAAUAUACGAUCCUUCAAUUUGAUUGUCGGUAUUGCUUUAUUAGAGGAAGAAUUUUAAGACUUCUCAGCUAUUCUAUCUAUAGUUAAGAAUAUUGAGGCAAGUAAAACCUUAUAUGAAAUGUCUACCGCUGUAACUAUAAUAGGUGAUAUGCCAAUAAGAAGGCGAUCCUUGAAUUUGAUUGUCAGUAUUGUCUUUAUUAGAAUUUCUGAUAUGACAACAUAUCUUUGUCUAAAGUCAAGAAGAUGUUUAAGACUUUCCAGAUGUUCUAAAAAGUUAGGAAUAUUGAGACAAAUAAAACCUAUGUGAAAUGUUUACUUUAACUAUAAGUAAUAUAUGUAAUAUGGCAACAAGAACGCGAUCCUUGAAUUUGAUUGCCAGAAUUGUCUUUAUAGAAUUUAUAUAACAACAAUCAACAUAUCUUUGUCUAAAGUCAGGAAGAUGUUCAAGACUUUCCAGCUAUUUUAUAUAGUUAGGAAUAUUGAGGCAAAUAAAACUUAUGUGAAAUGUUUACUGUAACUAUAGGUGAUAUAUGGCUACUUGAAAAAUUAUUAAUGAAUAUAUAUGUUUAACUGAAUAUUUAAAAAUUAAUCUAUUUCAGUCGAUUGCUUGAAACACGAAAAGAUCUGCAUGUUUUGCUUAAAAUAUUUAUUGAAAAAGGCACCAAGGGCUAGGUACUUCAAUGGAUAAGCUAUAUACUUUUUAUUAUGAAACAACACUUCGGAAUUUUGGAAAGAUGGUAGUUAAUGGCAUGAUCCGUCAGAUAAACUAUAUUCGCGUAUGCUACUUAACGUUUCUUAAUUUCUAUUUCUACUCGUUCUGCACUAUAACUUAUAAGUACAUUUUGUACAAUGAGUAAAGAGAUGCGCUUUGAUCCUUAUGUAGUUUCCGGUGACGCCAACCACAGCCAAGGAUUGAUUACCCUAAGAUUACCUUCUAUUGUUUGUUAGGAUUAGAUAUGUUUUCGUUCAUCAAUUGCCUUUCAUGCGCGAUACGUAACACUCGACCUUAGUUAAAGAAACUUUAAUACUCUUGCAUACAUUGUAAUUUGAUUUGCAUGGGAAUACGCUUAACUUAGGCUGGCAUCGUUUGCAGAGACAUCUUUUAAUAGCGGCUUAGAUACAUGUAGGCUUCCUGUGUGUUUAUACUUCGGGACCACUGCAGGACAAGCAAACUGCUGAUAGAAAGCAAUUAACAGCUAGCAGGUAUCCGAAAAGGGAAUAAUAAAUUCGUUGAAGGUAAGAGAUUGGUUUUAAACUCGACAAUGGAAAUACGUUACUGGGAAUUUAUAAAAAAAAAAACUGUUAAAUAAUUAAACUGAGUUAAGAUCAUCGUUAUUCAAUCUUCAUUUUUGGAGGUUGUUUGUGUUUUCUUCCAAUAUUAGCUUGACAUCCUUGUGUUGAUUAGAGAAUGAGUUCGUGAGAAGUCGUGUGUAUCUUAAUUAUGGGAAGUUAGCGUUGGACGUGCACAGGAGCUAUAGCCAUUUACAAAUUGCCGAUAUUCGGUUGGUGAUGUUUUGAGCUUUUAUAUUAUAAGCAAGACAAAUCUUUCAUAAAUUAGCUGUAUUUAAUUGUUCAGUUUUAUCGACUCUUCCGUUAUGAUAUCAGUCAUGGAAAGACUGGUGCAUCAUCAGUACUUGAUGUUCCAAAAAAUCUCGAAGCUUACUGAAGGGACAAAUGAAACCAGCCCAGUUGCCAUUUUGGUGUUUGUCCUUCAGUAGCUUUGAUGACUGAUGUAUCGUGAUGAAUCGUUAACCUUUAUCUUUUAGCGUUCAAAACAAUUUUGGAAUGCAAUUGGCAAAAUCACCAAAAAUCAGCCUCGUCCCAGGCGCUUUGCCAAAAAUUAUUUACAACCUUUUUUUUGGUUAUCGCACUAAUGAAUUUAACAAUCAAAACAUUUUGAAAGGUAAUGAUCCUGUAAUGAUUUGAUGAAUGGUGAACUCAUAAAUUGUUUCAUGAUUAACGAAAUAGUUUACGCUUCGUCUCACAUUACAUUCGAGCGAACGGUCAUUAACAAAUUAUUAUUCUGUGAUCGUCAUUACCGUCAUGUUUCCAUGGUAACCUUACCUGCACUUUAGCGUCGCGUCCUUUCGCGGGCGCGUGAAGGUCGUACGCUUCAGUUCACAAGUCAGAUUUCAUCUCGAAACAAAUCUUGCAAAUUGUGGCUUUUUGCAGCCGUUGUUUGUGGCCAAACAUUGAAAGCAGUUUGGGCUUGCAUGACUUGAGUGUUGUCCUUUUCUGAGGAAAUUUAUUGACCUGUGUGGAGCACGAUUUGUGGUAAAAUUUGUGGUCGCCUUGCGGCUUGUUGGAGUACCUGCACUUUGUGUUGUGUUGAUUGUUGAAGACAAAGAGUUGUAAACUUUCUAUACUGAUACAAUCGGGAAAGCCGAAGGUCAACCAUGAGCUUCCACGAUUCAAGGAGUCCUUAUUCAACAACUUACGAAUCACGACUGCCUAGCGUUAUAAAGGUUUGCAAAAAAUCGCAUCCUUUCUCAUAAUUCCUACCUAUGUGUACUAUUCGAACAGAUUCGAAACCGUAAUUGCUACAUUGGGUGAGCAAUAUUAUUCCACACUUUUAACCACAUAUUGUUUUACAGAAACUAGAAGAACAACACUUGCAAUCAGACGAGAAAACAAGUCACAACGGAAAGGCUUAUGUACCUAGUAAAAUUCGCGAUAUAGUGACAAAAUCGAUUUCCAGUUCCGAGCCGAAGAUGUCUACGGGGACGCUUUCUGAUGAAAAGCGAGCACUGGAGAACGAAGUUGGUCGACUGGAAGAUUUGCUGUCUUCGACCAGAGCUGAAAGAGAUGAAAUAUCAUCGAAAUAUUUAGCAGUAAGUGAGCGAGUAAGUAUGCAAUACUUAAAUGUGAAUAGCAGCCAAGCUGAGCGUAUUGUUUAUUUUGAGGGGGUGUCUGUAUUGUGCUAUGCACGUGUUUGCUUUCACAUCUUCCGUCGUUUCCUCUUAAUUUAUUCCAAUAUCAAUGUAACCCAUCUAGUCUGCUUAUUACAAAUUAGCGAGGCAAUAUCGUUGAAAUAAAUUAUUCACUAUUUUUAAUUUUUAACUUAAAAAUAGGUAUUAAAAUUAAAUUUAGAUGAGUUAUUCGUCAGGCCAGGUGUUUUUCAUAUUAAUUUUCUGCCAUUGUGAAAUCAAGUGUCCCAUGUGGAUCUGACCUGCAGAGUGGUGCUAGGGAGGAGGGGAAGGGAAAUGUGGACCUGUCGAGUAUCCAGCUAUUAUCCUUCAUCCAAACACCUUAUCUUGUUUCUUGUAUUAUAAGUACUCAGUACAAGAAACUGUGGUUGUGUUGUAACCACGUACCCAGAGUCUUUCCUCUUGGUGAGGGAAGAAAAGACCCUGGUAGACACUAGUCACAUGAUCUGCUAAAAUCUAGCAGAUUUUUAAUUAGCAAUCCUAGAUGAGGUCAAUAAAUAUUUUAUACUUGCAUGAUUUUUAUGGUUUAAUUUAUAAUUUGCAUUUUGUAUGAUUGUCGUAAAGGAAUCCAAGAUAGUUAAUUAGAAAUCUGCUACAUUUUAGCAGAUCACAUGACCAACCAGCAUCUUUUCUCCCAAAGAGGAAAGACCCUCGGCUGGAUCAACUCUCUCAAUUAUGCAUCCAUGGCAAAUGUUUCAUUGUUUCUCUUGUAAUAAACAGGGCUAUUGUUACUGUUACUUUACCAGGGUUGUUACUUUACCAUGAUUAUGGCUUUGCACUGUACCACUUAUAUGGUAUUACUAAAUCUGUUGAUUACAAAGAAUCUGUUAGUUUGGGGUUCCUGGGGUCCCAACUGUCCUCCCAUUGUCAUAAAUGUUCCAUCCUCUUGUGUGAACAGACCCUAAGCCAAGUGCUUCACACUAUUAUAAUAAAGCUGUGUGUUUGAAGGAAUAUGAAUUAGUUCAAUCUGUUGUUUCAUUCUAAUCCAGCUUAACGAACAUGUGAAAAAUGGAGGAAAGAGCAUUAACACAACUGAUGCAGGAAACGAUAGUCUUGUUCAGCAAGUGGCCUACCUUCGGCACAAGUUGGAUGACGAACAUGCAAGUUAUAAACGAAAACUUCAGGCGUAUCAAGAUGGGCAACAAAGACAAGCUCAGUUGAUACAGAAACUUCAAGCUAAGGUUUGACUUGAGUUGGAUAAAUAGUUAUUAAUAUCCAAGUGGCUUAAUUUCAUUCAUAAAUAAUUCUGUCAUCACUACACUACCAUUUCAUAGAAUGCAACUUAAUGGGUUAAUUUAUAAAAGGCCUUGAGGCUUAACCUUCAGCUUUGACUAGUGAAUUCAUGUCAACUAUUAUUCACCAAAACAGGACUUUUUCUAUUUCCUGUUUGGUCUAAGCAAACUACAUCAGACAGUGAAAAUAAUUCUGUUGAAGAUUUCUUAUAAUGUAUAAUUUGAUUUUCUGAGUAGGGUUAUGGUCCUGGCAGGGCUUGAAAUAACGUUCCCAAAGUUCCCGAUCAUGGUGAUCAGCAGUCAUGACUUUCCCUGCUUUUUCUGGGUUGCUUUUCCACCGAUCAUAAGCAAUUUCUUGCCGAUCGUUGAUUGGUGAACGGUUGUUAUUUCAAGCUCUGUAAUGGUCCUCAUUGAAUUCCUGUAACAGAAGAUUUUGAUAUAAUUAAUUCUAUAAACGUUUUUGGACCAAUCAUACAAAUUGAAUAACCUUGUAUAUUUUUAUCAUUAAUGGUUAAUAUAUUAGUAAAUUAUUUUUUAUAUUAAAAAUUAAUUAUUGAUAGAAGAUUAUUAACAUAACUAUUAACGAUAAUGUUGUUUAGGUGCUACAGUACAAACGAAAAUGUGGAGAACUGGAGACUUCAAUGACUGAAAAAAUACAGGGAGAAGAACAUGCAAAGAAAAAGGUAUUAGAGAUACAGUAGAUGUAAUGUAUGAUUAUUAUGCCUUCCAAUAUAAAUAUAUAGCAAGUCUCAUGAACAUUUGUUCCCACUCAAUUGGCUUCAAUGCCACCAGCAGCAAAAAGAAAUAGUUUUGCUGUGGGAAACAGUGUAUUUUCCUUUUUUCAUUUGACUUCAUCUGUGUAUUUUUGUUUGUUUAAGUUAAAACAAAAUCUGUAUGUCUUUUUAUUUGCUUUCUGUAUUUUACCCCAUUGAGUACCAGUGUGACACAUGAGUAAAGAAUAGACAGAGUGAAAUAAUAAACUAAGUAAGAUGCAUUGGCGCCAUAAUGCAACUCGAUGGGUUACUGCAUUCCAUUGUUCUUUUGUAAAUUCUUACAGUUACAAGAUGCCACAGACUCACUGCGAGAGAAAGAAGAAAAAUUGAAAGAGACUGAAGAGGAACAUGGGAAUGACCUGGAGAAUUCACUGAUUCAACUAGAACAAGAACAACAAAGGUUCUAAUUCUUUUUGGGGGUUUUCUGAAUUAAAGUUAAAAUUUAAGUGUCCAGCUAGAGGAAUUAAUUUUAUAAAAUGCUAUGUUCAUUGUUUGAAAACUUGAUAUCAGGUGAUAAUAUAAGAAUGAUGAAAGCAAUAGAGAGUAAGGCAAAAGGUGCAUCUAGUGAAGAGUGAGAAGAUUCUAGAUAGAAAAGGAUAUAAACACAAAGACAAUUGUAAAAGAAAGCGGAACAGGUAGCGGAUUGAUUAAAAAGCUAGAAAUACCAAGAGCGGUCAAAAAGGAUGGUUUCAAGACAAAACAGCAGUAUAGUGAUUAUUUGCACACUAGCUGUUAAAUACGCAAUUUGUUGGAACAGCAUUGCUACAAGCCUGCUGCACGUUUGUUACAACUUGUGCGUUUUUACGUGUGUACAUCUUUCUCAAGCUAAAUGUCUUUAUUAGGUGCGCAGGUCUUCAACACGUGAACAACAUGCUUCGAGAACAACUGGAUGAUGCUACAGAAGCAAAUGAACAGCUGACUGUGGAAGUUCAAAAAGUGACGGGAGAAAAUGAAAAAUUGAAGGAAGAGCUAGAAUCACGUGAUGAAGAGGAGCAUGCGUAUUUCGCGAAUGAACAUAACCGUUUGAUGUCAUUAUGGCAGACACUCACCUCCUUCCGACGGCAAUUUAAUGAAAUGAAGUCUGCAACGCAAAAGUAAGGUUACAUUUAUACUCUACUGUAUGUUUCCAGUUUUGCCAGGACAGGAUGGAAGACAGAAUUGAAUUUGUUGAAUGACAAUAAGUCACUAAGCUAAAUGAAGAACGGAGAUUAAAGGAGAUGAAAAAUAAUUGAUUAGGUUUUCUCCUAGCCGAGAAUUUGUGUAAAACACGCUUUGAAUACCUCAAAUCUUCGUUAUUAAGAGUGCACGAUACAGAUUCGAAAUUUUAAGAAGUUGCAGCACAUGGGAUGAGAAAAACUACGGAAACCGCAAUGGAAGUUAAUUAGAGCAAUAGAUUCAGGAUUUAAAAACUCUAUUGUUUACCAUAAAAAUAUGUACACCACCCCAAAUCUUCAUGGUAACUUUUGUAUUACAUGUACAACCUCGCAAGCCAAGCUCUUUAAUUACUUUAGCGUGUUUGAGAGGAGAAAAGGCUACUCGUGAGAACAGUGUAUAAGAUUAAUCAAAACUCCGCAUUAUUUUUCAGAGACCUGUCAGUUAUCCGUAGUGAAGUGAACAAAUCUGCUCGCACUGUUCAAGGUGCGUGUAUGGAUCUUGAUAAAAACAUGAGAAGUCUUGAUUCCAAUCUCAAACUGGAACUGGAGGAAGAACGCGAUAAAAGAGUUCAGGUAAUCUAUGGCGUAGAUUUGUUAAAGACUUGUUUGACUACUUGAGUCCUCUUUUGUGAAGUAUCGCUUAGAAAUGAACUAAUAAGAAGCCGCGCCCCGUUCCAGUAUAGCGUCCCAAUUGGCUUCCUCGUUGCAAACGCAUUUUUACUGCCUUUCAUUUUAUUUGCUUUCCUUGUCAUGCCGAAACUUUUCCUAAAUACUGCCAUGCAUGUGCGUUCGGAAGGUAACUGGAACGCGAAUGCAACGUUAAGUUAUUUCUGAAAAGUAACUACGCUUCUGUGAUCGCUCACGACUUCCUCGUCCGCACGUGAUACUUCCGGGGCGGUCGUCUCAUGGCAUGCCUAGUAUACAGUGUACACUGAUUUUGUUGUUGUCAUCUAUAGCUUGAGCAGUUGCUGCAGCACAAAAUUCAAGACUUUAUCGACCUGCAAGCACUAUACGCCAAAGAUGUGGAGACUUAUAACAAGAGGUAUAUGAAACAAGAAAUUUUCAAACAAUUAGGAACAGAUAAAAGAUAAUGUAGAUACUGUAGUAGGUGGAUUAUUAGUCGCAUGAUAAAAGGAAUCAAUUGACUAUCAAGGGAGAUUAUAACAAGAUUUAAUGUUGUCAAUUAACCAGGUGAUUCUUGUUUGCAGAAUUCAGGAACUGGAAAAUGAGAAGAACAAACAAAAUUCAAUGUUGAAGGAAAAAGACGGUGAUGUCACGAUCUUAAAGACACAGAUCCAAUCUUUGGUUUGUACUAAAUUCUACUUAGUGGACUUACAAGAUGCAACAUGCUAACAAUAGGACACUGUCAUUUGUUAGCUAGUUCAAUUGUAGAGAACAAUCGUCUUGAACGGGAUUGGGGAGCGUUUUGAGGGUACUGACUGUCCAUUCCAUUAAGACUAAACUUCACUUGGAAUAGCCUUUUUCGAGAGUUACUACUCUUGAUCAUAUUGAUCUGUCGAGUCAAGCUCUCAAUCCAUUGAUCUAUCGAGUGAACGGAAAUUGGACUUUUAUCCAGUUUAAAUGCACGUACGAUGGGGGAAUAUUUUUGACAACGUAACGCUGGUCUUGGAGUUCAUGCAGUGUUUCAAUAUAUACUAUAAUUACAAAAUAAUUCUUGCUGAAAUAACGAGAAACUAUUUGCAUUUUAAAGUUUCCAGACCGCUGUUCUACCAUCGAGCCAUCUUCAUUAGGAAUUUUUCUUUCAUUUCAUUUUAGGAAACAGGCAUGGCCACGAGAACGGAAGAGUGGGAAGUUCAGACAGAGUACAGUCAAGCUGCAAUGCGUGAGGAGACUGAACUACUUUCAAACACUCUCAAAGAAGUUGCUAAGGCGAUCCUUAAAGAUACCGAAGACAGUGGAAAAUUUGUUGAUGGCAGAAGCAAAUGUAUGUCCACAGGUUUUAGUGUAUGAUUGUGUAUAACUACUGCCAGUAAAUAUAUUGGUGAAUGAAAACUGCUUGAGUGGUGGUGAUAAAUACCAACCUCGUUCUUCCUAGGCUCUUCCCUCGUGUGGAGGUAGGAUGAUAAUUACAUAAUUUACAUGAUAGUUCAGUCUUGAUCCAUGUGGAUCAGGCUUCUCAGAUGGUUCAGACCCAAACCAACGGCAGCGUAUUGUAGUGUACUACCAAUAUUGGACGACGCUUGCCUAUUGCUGAAUAUUAUCAGCCAUCAGGGCUCUGUAAGACACUGUUCCGCUGUUUUGGAUUAUGGCAGUUUAUUGUAGAAUGCCCCCACAUUUGGCAAACAUGUAGGCAUUGUAGCGAGAAAUCCUCAUAAGACCGUUAUGAGGGAGGUUCAGAUUCCACUACUGCUACUCUCACUGGCUUAUUACGCAUCUGAUUGGUUAAUCGGUAUAUCAAAUGCAUUUGAUUGGUUAAUGAGAUCUGAAGCCCUCUAUAAUGCGACAACGACCAUGGCUUUGGAAAAUAUGACACUCGAUCAUCGUAGUUUUUAUAUUACAAUGUAGGUGACAGUUUUGAUGAAUCUUUGACAGCAGAAGCUGUUGAACUGUUUGAAGACAUACCAAUUACAAUCGCUCGAAGAAGUCCGUCACCAUCACGAGCUGCCCAGAUGCGCUCGUUGUCUCCCGUACGUGGUCGGUCGCCGGCAGUUGCCGAUAAUACGCUAGCUAUGGUCCAGUCUGCUAUCCACAAGCGCGGUCUACAAGUACAGGUAAUGGUCCAUAAUCUUACUAUAAACACACUGGUCAUGUCGUCAGAAGUCCAUUUAUUAUGACUGACUAUUGCCUGUCUCCACUCUACUCACUAGCCUUAUUCACUCAAGUGGUAUCUUUAAGCCAUCUUUAACAAUGAAAAUUUUCACAUUUCAGAAAAUGAAAGCAGUUGCAGACGCUGCCAAAGACUCCGCCAACGAGAGCAAGAAACAACUGGAAUUCAGUGAAGAUGAGCGACGAAAACUGGAGAAAACGUUGAAUGCAGUUCGCGAAGAACUUGAUACAACGUAAGUAUAUGAAGCACUAUACUUUCCCGUAACAUGCUGUAUGCCUGUACCAUAGCAUACCGUUUCCGUACCAUAGCAUAUAGCAUUUAGAUACUACUAUAGUACUAUUAAGAUAUCAUUACCAUAGCAUAUCAUCCCACACCAUACCAUGGUAUUAACUAAGGACCAUACUAUUUCAUACCACACUACACCGUACCAUAGCAUUAAGGUACCAUCAUACCAUGUCAUAUCAAUACCGUAGCAGGCCAAACGAUAGCAUACCAGACCACGUCAUACACUGGUACUAACUAAGAAUCCACACUAAUAUCGUAGCGUAAUAUACCAUACCAUGUCAUGCCCAUAAUAUUAAGGUACCACAUCAUACCAUAGUAACGCACUGUACCAUACCAAUCCCAAGCCUACGACACCACAACGUACCAUACAUUUCUAGUAUACCAUAAGAUGAACUUUAAUAUUUAAGCUAUCAUUUUUUGCAACAGGAAAUACAAAGUCAACGAACUCCACACAGACAAAGAACGUUUCAGAGGUCAUGCAGAGAACCUGGAAGCUGAUAAAACAAACGUGGAGAAAACUCGUCAAAAACUACAAGAAGAAUUGGAUGUUGUCAGCAGCGAAAUUGACAAACUUAAAGCAGCUAAUGUUGAACUGCAAAGACAGAGGGAUAAUCUUGAAGAUGAAAAAGAAGAUUUGGAAAGAGAUACAGCAAAACUUCAAAAAGAAAUGCAACGCUUACAUGGUUUGAUUGAACAAAGUGACGAAAAACAGUCCACGAUGAGAGAAGAGUUUGUUCACACCAAGGAACAACUGGCUAGGUAAGGACUUUGUUUACUUUUAAAAUUGUAGAUGAUGCAGAUUGCAGAACUUACAAGGCAAGGUACAGCUGUAUACAUGUAAUUCUAGACCCCUUGUGCGCUGCUGCGCAUACUCCUAGCAGAAGACUUUUGUCACUGUGAUUCUUGUACAUAUGUUUCUAAGGAUUUCAGUUGGUUUUAAAAUUGUUGGAUGUUCAUGUGAAUACUCGAAAUCAUUACAUGGUCCUUGAUACAAUAGCAAACGUUUCAUAAACUGUGCACCUCCCUACCUGUUAACCAAGGUUAAUAAAUACUGUAGCUAUGGCGGAACAGCGAUGGCGGAAUGUGGCGUGGUCUCCAUUUUAGCUCGCCUGUUGGCUUCAACAAAAAAUUGGCAAAUUCCACCAUCCCAUCUUGUAUUACAUAAAUUUACAAGCAAGGUACAACCGUACAAGUAUUUAUCCUUUUUCCUAUUUUAUAGAUCUGUGCUUGACAAAGAGGUUGUUGAGCAAGAAAAUGCGCAUGUGAAAGAGCUGUUGUCUGCAGCUGAGUUACAGAGAGCUGAACUAGAGCUGGACAUGAAUAAAAUGAGAUCGGAGGAAAUCGCAUUACGUGACGCCCUGGUUAAACUACAGUCUUUGAACGAAGGCUUAGGUAUGUUUUACUUUUCUUUGAGGUGA